Molecule: messenger RNA, 4167 nt
Organism: Pyricularia pennisetigena
Lineage: Eukaryota; Fungi; Ascomycota; Sordariomycetes; Magnaporthales; Pyriculariaceae
Exons: 2
Coding region: 1-4167 (1388 amino acids)
Source: RefSeq, a predicted model, not a curated record
AUGACGAAUGUGCUGGCACUCGGCCAGACGGUCGAGCUUAGCGAUGGCCGAACAGCCAUCGUCCGCUUCAUCGGCCGCACCGGUUUCGCCCAAGGUGACUGGCUAGGUGUUGAGCUCCCCGACGACUCUGGCAAGAAUGACGGUAGCGUCCAGGGCGAGAGGUACUUUGAAUGCGACAGCAACCAUGGAAUGUUUGUUCGCCCGAGCACAGUUUGUAUUGUUUCCGAUGCGCCUGAGCCACCACCGGAACCGGCCAAGACGGCAGCCCCAGCGGCCAAGAAGCCGGCAGGCGGCAGGACAAGUAUGUUUAAUGGCGGUGGAGGAAUGACAGCCCGUGGCACCGGUGGUGACCCGAAUCUUGCACGAAGGAUGAGUAUGAAUGCUCCGAGUCCAAGCCCGGUACCUAAGACUUCCAGGCCGUCGAGCAUUGUAAGAUCUCCCACAAAGUCACCGACCAAGCAAUUCGCAACAGCACCUACCAGUGGAACCAGCACCCGGACAGGCACUCCUUCAAAUGCCACCGGCGGCAGGGCAGUCUCAAUGGGGGCCAAGGUUGCCAGGCCCGCCGCAGCCGGUGCGACGCGAACAUCCAUGGGGCCGCCAUCACUACCAGCAUCUCGGACAUCCAGGCCCUCGUCAACCUCGAGUAGAGUCGCCUCUGGCACUUCGGGUGCUCCAACGAGGACCUUGAGCGGCCGCUCGUCCUUGGCGGGGGGAGCUCGCACAUUGGGAACACGCCCAUCGGUUGGAGCACGCGGCGGUGCAGCUUCAGGCCAAGCGCCUGGCAGGACGGCUGUGAAUAAGCGGGCGAGCGAAGACUCUUCGUCAUCUAAGGGAGAGCUCGAGAUAUUGUCACCGCAGCCCACAAGCCCCGUCAGGUCGAGAGCUGCUGCUCUGGAGAGGCUAACAGCGUCUCCUGCCGCUGCAGCUGCUGCCAAAAAGCGCCCCGCUGCUUCAGCGACCGCAACUGCAUCUGCACCCGUACCUGCACCUGCAGCUAACCGGCAGACCAACACAAACGCCGCGGCGUUGACUCGAGAAAUUGAGAAUCUUAAUUCGAAGCUGGCCAUUUUGGAGAGAAAGAGGGCAGAAGACAGGGAGAAGAUAAAGGAACUGGAGUUAGUUCAGGGAGAACGUGACAAGUAUCAUGCCAUCAUCCAGAAGCUUCAGGCAAAGCUUCAGCCUCAACAAGCCGAGCUUGCUGAGCUCCGAAAGCAACUAAAGGAGGCCGAGGCUAGGUUUGAAUCCGUAGAGAACAUGCAAAUGGAGCAUGACCAGGUGCUGGAGCUGGCAACGCUCGAUCGAGAAAUGGCCGAAGAAACUGCUGAGGUUCUCAAACAGGAGCUUUCUGACGUCAAGAUGAGACUGGAAGAGCUCGAGCUUGAAGUCGAGAUCCUCAGGGAGGAGAACGAGGAGUUCAAUAAGGGCAUAUCACCGGAAGAGCGGUCCAGCGCGGGCUGGCUACAGAUGGAGAGAAACAAUGAACGGAUGAGGGAAGCUCUCAUUCGGCUGAGGGACAUGUCACAACAACAAGAGAAGGAAAUGCAAGACCAGAUCAAAAGUCUUGAGCUAGACCUCAAGGAGGCUGGAGAUGUUCAAGCGCAGCUCGAGGCCGCCAAAGAAAAGCUAUCAACGUCGGAAAACGUGAUUGAGGAUCUCAGAUCUCAGCUCGAGACAGCUUUGGGCGCCGAGGAGAUGAUUGAGGACCUCACGGACAGAAACAUGUCGCAGGCCGAGAAGAUCGAGGAGCUCAAGGCUGAGAUUGAAGACCUCGAAAGCUUGAAGGAGAUUGCCGACGAGCUUGAAGCAAACCAUGUCCAACAUGAACGCGAGCUUCAGGAGGAGAUUGACUUCAAGAACGCUGUGAUCGCCGAGCAGGCGCGCAGGUUUACUCAGCAAGAGGAGAACAUGGAGGAGAUGGAGUACACCCUCUCCCGUUUCCGAGAACUGGUCACGAGCUUGCAGACAGAUCUCGAAGACAUGAGAGCAUCUAAUGCUGUCAACGAGACGGAAUCAGAGCAGCUCAACAGCAAAUCUCGUGCCAUGAUGGACCUGAACAUGAAGCUUCAGCUUUCCGCGUCCAAGGCCCAGGUCAAGACGAUAGACCUGGAGCUGCGUCGCAUGGAGGCGCAAGAAGCAGCACAGCAUCUGGAGAUUGUCAAGAUGUUCCUGCCAGAAACAUACGAUGCCGACAAGGACUCUGUCAUGGCGCUUCUAAGGUUCCGUCGCCUGGCAUUCAAGGCUAAUCUACUGAACGGCUUCAUUCGGGAGCGCGUCAAUAGGGACCCGCACCCAGGCCACGAAGACGACGUGUUUGCUGGUUGCGAUGCCGUCGACAAGCUGACGUGGGUUGCGGCUAUGUGCGACCGAUUUGUCAAUGCCAUCACUCACUGCUCCCUCGAACGCUUCGCUCGCUUUGAGGGUGCCCUGUACGAGCUGGAGCCUGUAGAGAGAGCACUGAACGCCUGGAUUGAUGGUUUGCGCCGCGACGAACUCAAGGAGAGCCAGUGUGCAUCGGAGCUGUCUCGUUCCCUUGCCUUGAUGACACACCUAGGCGAGGUCCACAUAGCCCCGGCUAACGAGGAUUUGAUGGCCUUCGCUGAUGACGUGCAUAUGCGAACGCAGCUCGUGCAGAGUCAUCUGGAGUCCGCAGCCUCGACAGUCCACGCCGUCAGGGCCAUGGUGCAACGCGUCAUUCCACCAGUUGGAGAGGACGACGAACUAGCUCAGCACUUUGCACGCAAGGCCGAGACUCUCAUUAGCCAGACCCGCAGCACCAAGGUGGUCGCCGGCAAGACCUUGAGAGCACUGGAGGAUAUGCGGGCACGGUCGCUCGCUCUAUCGCCCGAGACUUCGGCUGAGGCGUUUGAGCAAGCCGAGACGGCUGCUCGCGGCCUCGCCUCGCUCGCCCGGCAAAUCGGACUUGACCUUCACAUGCUACUCAGUCAGGAAGGACGGGAGGAGCCCUAUACAUACAUCGAGGUCCAAUCGACGGUUCACAGGACGGUGCAGGCUGUCACGGGCACGAGCGAGUCGGAUCUUUUCUCCGCCUACCUGACGCAGCUACGCCUUCUCUCCACACAGAUGAACGAUCUUGCCAGCCAGGCAAUGGACCUUGGUCAGACGCAAGAGUUUGAGAAGCCGCAAGCUCCGUGGAUCGUGCGGGCCCAGGAACUCAAGGCGCAACGGACAGCCCCGGCCGACGCCGAGGAGGAGAUGCGUCACCUGCGCGAAGAGUACAACGAGGCGCGUCGCCAGGUGGCUAUGCGCGAGGAAGGACUCAGCACGGCACAGGUCAAGAUCGAGACGCUCGAGGCCCGCAUGCGCGAUGCAAACACUAAGUCGUCGCGCAUUGCCGAGCUUGAGGCACACCUGGAGCAGCUGAAGCAGGUCGUGGCGUCGCGCGAAGACGAUCUUGUCAAGCAGGACCGCGAGGCCAAGGCGCUGGAGGCCGACCGUGACAAGUGGAAGAAGGCGGCCAGCGACGCGGCGCGCGGCGGCGCUGUGGCUGGGCAACGGGCCAACGCGGGUGCCGGUGUAGGACACGAACGAGCAGUUGCCACCGCUCGGCAGAUGGACGCACUCAAGGAGGAGAUUGAGGCGCUGCAGUCUGCCGUGCGCUAUCUCCGCGAGGACAACAGACGGGCCAGGACGACCGAGCAGGGCAUGCAUGACUGGCUUGCGGAGCCGCUCAGGCGCGAGCAACCCGUAUCAGAAAGGAGGAAGGCACUUGUCGCAGCCGAAGGCAAGGAUGCGCUGGCGGAGUUGCUGCGCAUGGCCGGCUCCGCGACAGUGUUCGACCUGUCCACACUAAAGAGCGAUGCCUCGGUAGGGAAGAACCUAGGCUCGUGGCGGCCUAUCAAGUCGACGCCCAGGUACCACGCGGCCAAACAAGCCGAAGACCUUGCGGUCUGGCGCAGUUGGCAGGACUCAGUCAAGGAAAAGUCACAUACAUUGUUGGUGCAGGAAAUGGCAGCAUCUUCAGCCCCUUCUGCUGCAGCCGCCCCCAAGUCGUCUGAGGCAGCCAGGGCGGCUCGAAAGGCAGCUGCGAGGCUGCAGAUUCGAUUGCCAGGUGCAGACGGCAAGAUGAUGAGUGGCGGUGGGAACGUGCAAAUCGUUGGGUCGAGGGAGUGGGAAGGUCUGCAAGGUCGACUUGCGGCCGUUUGA